AUGCACAUUGCUGCUGUGCAGCUCCGCAAUUUGCGGCUCAGGUCCAGCUAUGCUGAGAUCUCGAAAAUAUUGCGUGGUCGGACUGCGUCUUGGGCUGGACAAUGCUACAGACCCGUUCAGGCACCUCGGCAGUUCCAUGCUAGGGCUUGUUUAAGACAGGAGGAUACUACGAAACAGCUUCCUGCCUUUUUGGAGGCUUACAAGCGGGCUGUUGACUUCCCUCCCGCUACACACGACUUUGAAACCUUCUUCGCAAAAGCCGAACCGAACACAGAAGUAGUCCUCCACGGCUAUCUCGGAAACCGCUCAGACUUGUCCAAGAAACUCUCCUUCGUGCGACUCUCCGAUCCAACUCUCCAACACAGCCUGCAGGUCAUCGCAUUCGCCAAGAACGAUGCCUUCGAGCAGCUCAAGACCGUGAACGUGAACAGCCCCGUCGCUGUGCGCGGUAUCGUCCAGAAAAAGAAAGUCAAGCCAUCAGAGGCGGCUGAUACACCAGUCUCGGAGCUAUGGGAGCUUGCCCUCGAAGAAAUCCACCCACUCAACGACUUCCCCAAGGAUAUUAUCAUGACCCCGGAAACUGUUUUCCCGCCUGAGCAACGAUAUCUACAACUGCGCUCGGAUGCGGAGUUGCGCGAGGCCCUGAGGUUCCGUGCGCAGGCGCAUAAUGUCUGCAAAAAGGAGUUGGAGGAACAGUGCAAGCCGCCGUUUGUCGAGAUUGAGACUCCGCUGCUGUUCAAGUCUACGCCGGAGGGUGCUCGGGAGUUCAUUGUGCCUACGCGGAGAGAGGGGCUGGCGUAUGCUUUGCCGCAGAGCCCGCAGCAGUAUAAGCAGAUUCUUAUGGCUAGCGGGUUGCCGCGGUAUUAUCAGUUUGCGCGCUGCUUCCGGGAUGAGGAUUUGCGGGCGGAUAGACAGCCUGAAUUCACCCAGCUUGAUUUGGAGAUGUCUUUCGCAACAGGCGACGAUGUCAUGCGCACCGUGGAAGGAGUCAUCCGCCGACUCUGGUCAUCAUUAAUGAAAGACCCAGCCCCAGAGGGCCCAUUCCGCAAGGUCCCUUACCAAGAGGUCAUGGCCAAAUACGGCUCCGACAAGCCAGACACCAGAUACGGAAUGGAAAUCAUCCGACUCGACCACGUUCUACCAGUCGAUCUAAUCAGCAAAAUCUCCGACCUGAACGAUCCAAUCGUGGAAGCCUUCAAGCUAGAAGGAAACGACAACAAUCCCUCCGAAACCCACAAAUUCAUCACCCAAUUCCUCGACUCCCCCGCCGGCAUCCCAUUUAACACGAACCCCCACGGCGGCCCCGGCGUCUUCAUCUACAACGGCAAACAACCCCUUUGCGGUCUUCAGCCCUUCGGCUUCGAAGCCGCCGAACAAGUAGAAGACCUCCUAGACCCAGACCACGGCGACCUAAUCAUCCUCCAAGCCCGUCCUCGAGCCCCAUUCUCCGGCGGCUCAACACCCAUCGGCGAUCUCCGCCGCGCCAUACACGCCCACGCCGUCGAAACAGCCUUCAAGCCCGCCCCGACAGGCUUCGACUUCCUCUGGGUCAUCGAUUUCCCCCUCUUCUCUCCAUCCGUGGACUCGGAGCCCGGCCAGGGCGGUGCAGCAGGCUUCUCUUCAACCCAUCACCCCUUCACGGCACCCAAGACCCCCGCCGACGUCGACAUGCUCCUCACGGAUCCCACCAAGGCAGUAGCUGACCACUACGAUCUAGUGGUUAACGGCGUCGAGCUGGGCGGCGGAAGUCGUCGUAUCCAUGAUGCUGCUGUGCAGGAAUUCAUUUUCCGGGAUAUAUUGCAGAUGCCUGCGGAGCGAUUGGCGGAUUUCUCGCAUUUGCUUGAUGCGCUUCGCGCGGGCUGUCCGCCGCAUGCGGGGCUUGCGUUGGGCUUUGAUAGACUUGUGGCCGUUAUGCUUGGGAAGGAGUCGGUGAGGGAUGUUAUUGCUUUCCCGAAGACCGGGAAGGGGGGUGAUGAUGCUAUGGUUGGAGCUCCCAGUCCGAUGACUGAGGAGGCGUUGGAGACUUAUCAUCUUAAGUUGAGGGGGUAG
Molecule: messenger RNA, 2049 nt
Organism: Penicillium bovifimosum
Lineage: Eukaryota; Fungi; Ascomycota; Eurotiomycetes; Eurotiales; Aspergillaceae
Product: aspartate--tRNA ligase MSD1
Exons: 3
Coding region: 1-2049 (682 amino acids)
Biological process (GO): aspartyl-tRNA aminoacylation
Cellular component (GO): mitochondrion; cytoplasm
Molecular function (GO): aspartate-tRNA ligase activity; ATP binding
Source: RefSeq, a predicted model, not a curated record